Echinops telfairi (small Madagascar hedgehog) is the source of this 2045-nucleotide messenger RNA. It is a transcript of the gene CAAP1, whose product is annotated as caspase activity and apoptosis inhibitor 1. The transcript is spliced from 6 exons. The record is from RefSeq and is a predicted model, not a curated record. Lineage: Eukaryota; Metazoa; Chordata; Mammalia; Afrosoricida; Tenrecidae. The coding region runs from base 51 to 1136 and encodes 361 amino acids.
GUCGUUGCAGAGAUAGCCGGCUCUCACUACACGGUGGCUGCUGGGAGAUCAUGACGGGGAAGAAGUCUUCCCGGGAGAAGCGGCGCAAGCGAAGCAGCCAGGAAGCCACCCCGGCCGCCGCAGCGCCGGACCCGGUGCCCACCCUGGCCAGCAGCGGCAGCGGCAGCACCAGCGGCUGCGGCAGCACCAGCGGCUGCGGGAGCGUCACCUGCUGUGGGAACACCAGUGUCAGUGGCAGUGUCACCGGCGGUGGGAGCAUCGGCAGCUGCUGGGGUGGGAGCAGCGUGGAGCGCUGCGAGCGGCGGAAGCGAAGGAGCACUGACUCGUCGUCCAGCGUCUCGGGGUCCCUGCAGCAGGAAACCAAAUAUCUUUUUCCAUCUUUGGAAAAAGAAUUACUGUUAGCAGAACACAGUGACAUUGAAGAAGGUGGACUAGACCUGACUGUGUCUUUAAAACCAGUUAGCUUCUACAUAUCAGACAAAAAAGAAAUGCUUCAGCAGUGCUUCUGUAUCAUAGGGGAGAAGAAGUUACAGAAGAUGCUUCCUGAUGUGUUAAAGAACUGUUCAAUAGAAGAAAUUAAAAAACUAUGCCAGGAACAGCUAGAGCUCCUAUCUGAAAAAAAGAUCUUGAAGAUUCUUGAGGGUGACAAUGGUAUGGAUUCUGAUAUGGAAGAAGAGGCAGAUGAUGGCUCUAAGAUGGGAUCUGAUUUAGUCAGUCAACAAGACAUAGAUUCUACUUCAUCUCUGAGAGAGAACAAGCAGCCUGAAGGUUUGGAAUUAAAACAAGGUAAAGGCGAAGACAGUGAUGUCCUCAGUAUCAAUGCCGACGCCUACGACAGCGACAUCGAAGGCCCGUGCCACGAAGAAGCAGCAGCGGCUCCUCCCGCCUCAGAAACGAUGGUCCAAAGUGAAGCGGGUCAGAUCGAUGACCUGGAGAAAGACAUUGAGAAAAGUGUGAAUGAGAUUCUGGGACUGGCAGAGUCUAGUCCAGAGGAGCCCAAAGCAGCCACCUUGCCUGUUCCUCCGCCAGAAGACGUCCAGCCUUCCGCGCAGCAGCUGGAGCUGCUGGAACUAGAGAUGAGGGCCCGAGCCAUCAAGGCGCUAAUGAAGGCGGGCGACGUGAAAAAGCCAGCCUAGUUACCUACUGGAUGGGGUCUGAAUUUCAGGUGUGUGUGAGUGACAUCCCGUCUUCUCAUUUUGUAUAUGAAGUUUAUUUUGGGCCGUCCAUGACACUUCUCAUGUAAUCCUUAUUAGGGAAAUUGAUCAUCGGUGUACAAUGUCUGUGGUUUUUGGGGUUGCUUUUAUAUACUCGUAUGUGUGUUAUUGUCUUAUGAAUUCAUGAAUAAAUAUAGUUGGAUAACCUGGAUAAUCUGUUAGAUGAGUACUUAGCUACAUCUGCAAAUUACUAUCUUGAAAGCCAUUAAUGAAGAGUCACAUUAUAUUUUCUUUACUUCUAAAUAUUUUGGCACCAAACCAAAAUGCGUCAGGAAGAUGACCAAGCAUGUUGCUCUUAAGGCUACCUAUAUUUUGCAAUAGAAUAUUAAAUUAUUAUUCCUAGAUUUGUCGACAAUGUAAGAAGUUUAGUUUUGCUUAUCUGCACUUUUAAAAUGUAUAUUGUCUUGGGAGAUGCUUUCUGUUGGCGUAGAUAUGUUAGUUGAAAAGGAAAACAGAUGAAAACUUAUAAAACUUUCUUUACAAUGCAUAGAGCUCUCAAAUAGCAGAGGGGUACUUUUCUUACCAAAAAAAAAGGGACUGACUUUAAGGCAAUUUUUAGCAAUGUGGAACUAACUGCCCAAGUCUAAUUCCUGAGGACAUGUCAUUCUAACAGCUAUUUGAUAUUAUAGAACACUUAGUUCAAAUGUUUUGUUUGUUUUCAAUAAAAAAGGAAAAACUUGCAUUUAUUUACAUUCCAAGCUAUCAAGAAAAAAAGCAUGUUUCAUUGUAUAGGAUUUCAUUUAAUGUGUUGUUGUUGUUGAAGUUCUGAUGUGGUAUAAACUCCAUGACUCAAAAAUAAUAAAGAUGGUCAUUCUGGGUCUGAAGACUUUU